CGCAUAAAAAGCUCACUUUAACACCAUACCCUGCCUCUUCCCUAAAACCCUAGUUUACUGCUAAAACCCACACUGUAACGUUAUCAGCCAUGUCGUUAUCCAUGUCCAUUUCACCACCUCAAUCCGAAGGCAAGAAGAAGAAAAACCGCAACAAACAUGGCGAACAAGAAGAUUCAACAGAUCAACAAAACAACAAAGAAGAAUUCAUGAUCAAACCUCAGCAGGUAACACCUUCCAUCGACACUUCAAGUUGGCCGAUACUCUUGAAAAAUUAUGACCGGCUUAAUGUCCGUACCGGUCACUACACCCCCCUUCCCUCCGGUCACUCACCCCUCAAACGUCCCCUUGUUGAAUACCUCAAAUACGGUGUCCUUAACCUUGAUAAGCCUGCAAACCCUUCUUCCCAUGAAGUUGUUGCUUGGAUCAAGCGCAUUCUUCGUGUUGAAAAAACCGGUCACAGUGGCACUCUUGAUCCUAAAGUCACUGGUAAUUUAAUUGUUUGUAUUGAUAGAGCUACCAGACUUGUUAAAUCUCAACAAGGUGCUGGUAAAGAGUAUGUUUGCAUUGCCAGACUUCAUGCUGAUGUUCCUGAUGUUUCCAAGGUAGCUCGUGCUCUUGAAUCCCUAACUGGUGCUGUUUUUCAAAGGCCACCUUUGAUUUCUGCUGUUAAGAGACAACUUAGGAUUAGAACUGUUUAUGAAAGUAAGUUGCUUGAAUAUGAUGCUGAGAGACAUUUAGUUGUCUUUUGGAUUUCGUGUGAGGCAGGUACUUAUGUUAGGACUAUGUGUGUUCAUUUGGGUUUGGUUCUUGGUGUUGGUGGUCAUAUGCAAGAGCUUAGGAGGGUUAGAUCUGGGAUUAUGGGUGAGAAGGAUAAUAUGGUUUCUAUGCAUGAUGUUAUGGAUGCUCAAUCGGUUUAUGAUAAUUUCCGUGAUGAGACUUAUUUGAGGAGGGUUGUUAUGCCUUUAGAGGUUCUUUUGACUAGUUAUAAGAGAUUGGUUGUUAAGGAUUCUGCUGUUAAUGCUAUUUGUUAUGGUGCUAAGUUGAUGAUUCCGGGUUUGCUUAGGUUUGAGAAUGAUAUUGAGGCUGGUGAGGAGGUUGUGCUUAUGACUACUAAGGGUGAAGCUAUUGCUCUUGGGAUUGCUGAGAUGACAACUGCUGUUAUGGCUACUUGUGAUCAUGGCAUUGUUGCUAAGAUUAAGAGGGUUGUUAUGGAUAGGGAUACUUAUCCAAGGAAAUGGGGUUUGGGUCCUAAGGCUUCAAUGAAGAAGAAACUGAUUGCUUUAGGGAAGUUGGAUAAGCAUGGGAAGCCGAAUGAGAAUACUCCUGAAGAGUGGAUGAGGAAUGUGGUUUUGCCUGCUGGUGGGGAUAGUGUGAUUGCGAGUAUGGCUGCUGCUCCUGCAACUGAAGGUGGGAAGAAUGAGGUUGACGGGGAAGGGAAGAAAAGAAAGAAACAUGAAACUGACGAUAGCCCUGCUCCUGCCAAGAAGGCAAAAGUUGAAAAUGAAGAAAAAGUGAAGACAAAGAAAGUAGAAGAAGCGGAUGCAGAGGUCGAAGAUGAGAAGAAAGAGAAGAAGAAGAAAAAGAAGAAGGAUAAAGAGAACGCAGAUGAAAAAGAAGAGAAAGAAGUGGAGGAGAAGGUUGAAAAGGAGAAGAAAAAGAAGCACAAGGACAAGGCUGAAGAUGUUACACCCGAAGUGGAGAAGUCGGAGAAGAAAAAGAAGAAGAAGGACAAAGAUGCUGCUGAGAUUAGUAACGGAAAGGACGAGAGUAAUGCUGAUCGGAGUGACAAGAAGCACAAGAAAAAGAAAAACAAAGACACCCCGGAAGAAUAAAUGAAGACAUGAUUGGGUUUUGGUUAAAUGAACUAUAAUUGUAAUGCUAUUUCUUUCUCUUUUUUCAUAGUUUCACUUUUAUUUAGUUUGUUGUUUUUUAUUCAACUUUUUUAUAUUUAUCUGGAGCUGUUUCUAAUCCCCCAAUUAUCAAGUUUUUGGAAACGUGUAGUAUGCAUUAUCAAAUGAAAUAGCUUUUCCUAAUAUUGUUCUAGUAGGUUUUAGUGAAAGAUUGUAUUAGCUACUUGAUGGAAGAUUCUGAUCAUUAUGCUGGCUGUUAACAAUAUUUGCAGAGCUUCAGUAACCAUUGGCAUUUUUUCCUUGAA
Molecule: messenger RNA, 2155 nt
Organism: Cicer arietinum (chickpea)
Lineage: Eukaryota; Viridiplantae; Streptophyta; Magnoliopsida; Fabales; Fabaceae
Product: H/ACA ribonucleoprotein complex subunit 4
Biological process (GO): rRNA pseudouridine synthesis; mRNA pseudouridine synthesis; box H/ACA sno(s)RNA 3'-end processing
Cellular component (GO): box H/ACA snoRNP complex
Molecular function (GO): RNA binding; pseudouridine synthase activity
Source: RefSeq, a predicted model, not a curated record